GAGAAGACUCCAGGGCGAGGGUACCUCCGAGCGUUAGAAGCCCGGGCAGGAAGCGCGGAGAGAGGGCAGUCUUCACCCUGUGUUGGUGGUCGUCUCGCCCGUCGCACCCUGCGAGGCAAGCCCCGCCCCCGCCCCACCGCCCCGCCCAGGCCCGCAGAGCGGCUGCAGCGCGAGGGCGGAGAGGCAGAGCGCCGAGCGAGGACCAGACGCCCAGGUCGACCGCAUCUCCGUGCCGCAGCAGGCUGAAAGCGCGCCCCGGCCUUGCUCCCCCUGCCUUCGUGUGGGCCUCCCGGCUGCUUUCGGCCCCAGAGACCGAGCACCUGUCUUCCGCCCCAGCCUUAGCCGAGCGCCCCCUCCUCCGGAGCACACCACCCUUGCAGCCUGAUAAGUGCCCCAGCCCUACGUCGGCGACCACCAUGGCGGAGACCAACAACGAAUGCAGCAUCAAGGUGCUCUGCCGAUUUCGGCCUCUGAACCAGGCCGAGAUCCUGCGGGGGGACAAGUUCAUCCCCAUUUUCCAAGGAGAUGACAGCGUCGUUAUUGGGGGGAAGCCAUAUGUCUUUGACCGUGUAUUUCCCCCGAACACGACUCAGGAGCAAGUUUAUCAUGCAUGUGCCAUGCAGAUUGUCAAAGAUGUUCUUGCUGGCUACAAUGGCACCAUUUUUGCUUAUGGACAGACAUCCUCAGGGAAAACACAUACCAUGGAGGGGAAGCUGCAUGAUCCCCAGCUGAUGGGAAUCAUUCCUCGGAUUGCCAGGGACAUAUUCAACCACAUUUACUCCAUGGAUGAAAACCUUGAGUUCCACAUCAAGGUUUCUUAUUUUGAGAUUUACCUGGACAAAAUUCGUGAUCUUCUGGAUGUGACCAAGACAAACCUGUCUGUGCAUGAGGACAAGAACCGGGUGCCAUUCGUCAAGGGUUGUACUGAACGCUUUGUGUCCAGCCCAGAGGAGAUACUCGAUGUGAUUGAUGAGGGAAAAUCAAAUCGUCAUGUGGCUGUCACCAACAUGAAUGAACAUAGCUCUCGAAGCCACAGCAUCUUCCUCAUCAACAUCAAGCAGGAGAAUGUGGAGACAGAGCAGAAGCUCAGUGGGAAGCUGUAUCUUGUGGACCUGGCAGGGAGCGAAAAGGUCAGCAAAACUGGAGCCGAGGGAGCUGUGCUGGAUGAAGCAAAGAAUAUCAACAAGUCGCUGUCUGCCCUGGGAAAUGUGAUCUCCGCACUGGCUGAGGGCACUAAAAGCUAUGUUCCAUAUCGUGACAGCAAAAUGACACGGAUCCUCCAGGACUCUCUGGGAGGAAACUGCCGGACGACUAUGUUCAUCUGCUGUUCACCAUCCAGUUACAAUGAUGCAGAGACCAAGUCCACCCUGAUGUUUGGGCAGCGGGCAAAGACCAUUAAGAACACUGCUUCAGUGAAUCUGGAGUUGACUGCUGAGCAGUGGAAGAAGAAAUAUGAGAAGGAAAAGGAAAAGACCAAGGCCCAGAAGGAGACAAUUGCAAAGCUGGAGGCUGAGCUGAGCCGGUGGCGCAAUGGAGAGAAUGUGCCUGAGACAGAGCGCCUGGCUGGGGAGGACGCAGCCCUGGGAGCCGAGCUGUGUGAGGAGACCCCUGUGAAUGACAACUCCUCCAUCGUGGUGCGCAUUGCGCCUGAGGAGCGGCAGAAAUAUGAGGAGGAGAUCCGCCGCCUCUACAAGCAGCUUGACGACAAGGAUGAUGAAAUCAACCAGCAGAGCCAGCUCAUCGAGAAGCUCAAACAGCAGAUGCUGGACCAGGAGGAGCUGCUGGUAUCCACUCGAGGAGACAAUGAGAAGGUCCAGAGAGAGCUGAGCCACUUGCAGUCGGAGAAUGAUGCUGCAAAGGACGAGGUGAAGGAAGUGUUGCAGGCCCUAGAAGAGCUGGCAGUGAACUAUGAUCAGAAGUCCCAGGAGGUGGAGGAAAAGAGCCAGCAAAACCAGCUUCUGGUGGAUGAGCUGUCCCAGAAGGUGGCCACCAUGCUGUCUCUGGAGUCUGAGUUGCAGCGGCUCCAGGAGGUCAGUGGACACCAGCGAAAGCGAAUUGCUGAGGUGCUGAAUGGGCUGAUGAAAGACCUAAGUGAAUUCAGUGUCAUCGUGGGCAAUGGUGAGAUUAAGCUGCCAGUGGAGAUCAGUGGAGCCAUCGAGGAGGAGUUCACUGUGGCCCGACUCUACAUCAGCAAAAUCAAAUCAGAGGUGAAGUCGGUGGUGAAGCGGUGUCGACAGCUGGAGAACCUGCAGGUGGAAUGUCAUCGAAAGAUGGAAGUGACUGGCCGGGAGCUUUCAUCCUGUCAGCUCCUCAUCUCGCAGCAUGAGGCCAAGAUCCGCUCACUUACGGAAUACAUGCAGAGUGUGGAGCUGAAGAAGCGGCACCUAGAAGAAUCUUAUGACUCCCUGAGUGAUGAACUGGCCAAGCUCCAGGCCCAGGAAACGGUGCAUGAAGUGGCUCUGAAGGACAAGGAGCCAGACACACAGGAUGCAGAUGACGUGAAGAAGGCCCUGGAGCUGCAGAUGGAGAGUCAUCGGGAGGCUCAUCACCGGCAGCUGGCCAGGCUCCGGGAUGAGAUCAACGAGAAGCAGAAGACCAUUGAUGAGCUCAAAGACCUGAAUCAGAAGCUCCAGUUAGAGCUGGAGAAACUCCAGGCUGAUUACGAGAAGCUGAAGAAUGAAGAACAUGAGAAGAGCACCAAGCUUCAGGAGCUGACAUUUCUGUACGAGCGACAUGAGCAGUCCAAGCAGGACCUCAAGGGUCUGGAGGAGACAGUUGCUCGUGAACUCCAGACCCUCCACAAUCUUCGCAAGCUGUUUGUUCAAGACGUCACGACUCGAGUCAAGAAAAGUGCAGAAAUGGAGCCCGAGGACAGUGGGGGGAUUCACUCCCAAAAGCAGAAGAUUUCCUUUCUUGAGAACAACUUGGAACAGCUUACAAAGGUUCACAAACAGCUGGUACGUGACAAUGCAGAUCUGCGUUGUGAGCUUCCUAAACUGGAAAAACGACUUAGGGCUACGGCUGAGAGAGUUAAGGCCCUGGAGGGUGCACUGAAGGAGGCCAAGGAAGGUGCCAUGAAGGACAAGCGCCGGUACCAGCAGGAGGUGGACCGGAUCAAGGAGGCUGUGCGGUACAAGAGCUCGGGCAAGAGAGGCCAUUCUGCCCAGAUUGCCAAGCCUGUGCGGCCUGGCCACUACCCAGCAUCCUCCCCCACCAACCCUUAUGGCGCCCGGAGCCCCGAGUGCAUCAGUUACACCAACAGCCUUUUCCAGAACUACCAGAAUUUGUACCUGCAGGCUGCACCUAGUUCCACCUCAGAUGUGUACUUUGCUAACUCUGGUACCAGUAGUGGAGCCUCAUCUUCUGGUGGCCCCUUGGCUUCAUAUCAGAAGGCCAACAUGGACAACGGAAAUGCCACAGAUAUCAACGACAAUAGGAGUGACCUGCCAUGUGGCUAUGAGGCUGAGGACCAGGCCAAGAUUUUCCCUCUCCACCAAGAGACAGCAGCCAGCUAAUCUCCCACAGGACGAUGGCUGCAUACUUGCACUUUCAGUUUCUAAGAGGGACUGAGGCCUCUUCUCUCAGCAUGCUGCCAACCUGUGGUCUCUGAUACUAACUCCCUCCCCAGCCCCUGUUGUUGGACUGUACUGUUGGAUGUCUUCUCUUACUUACUCUGUAUUUCUUUGUACUCUGUAUCUAUAUAUCAGAAGCUGCUGCUAUGUUUCUCCUCUCUGUCCCGCUCUCUAAGUAUUUAAUAAUGUAUUUAGCAAUUUCUAAGCAUAGUCUACCCUCCUCAUUUGGGACAAUAGAGAGGAGGGGAAAUGUUUCUGCUUUCUCUCAUACACUCUUCUCUCACACUGAGUGAUGUUAAUCACUGAGCAGAGGUCACAGAGAUGAUAAAAGAAGAAAUGGGAACUGGAGGGCUAUGAUCCUUCUGUCUCUCACACACAUCCACACAUAUACACAUGUACAUACAAAGCCUUAAGUAGAAGAAUGUCAGCACCCUCAGAAGACAGAAAUAUAUUCUUCCUUCCUCCUUUUUCGUGAAUAAUACAGAGGAGGGUGAAAUGGAAGGGCUUCUAAAUUAUAUACAAAUAAUUUUCUUCAUACACCUCUCACCCGAAUCAAGAGAUCCCAGGUAUUUACCUCUGUCCUACAGAGUCUGCCUUUUGCCUCCUUCUCCCUGUUUUUCCCUGGACUGAGAAACAUGGAUUGUUCAAGGGAGGUUUCCUUUUCUCGUCCAAGGCCCUUUUAAUACUCUGUAUCCUAGAUCUCAUGACUAGAACUCAGAGUUGAUUAAAGAUAUUUUGAAGAAAUGAGACAGACCCCUCCCAAUAACCUGUCAAAUGGCUGCUCAUCUGUGGUGAUAGUAACAGGCAAGUGUCAUCAGAAUGAUUGAUUCCUUGGGUCUAGAGAAUGAACUAGCUGGAAGUUGCUAAGUGUUUUUGUUUGUUUUUUUCUUUUUGUCACAGUACCCUCAGGUUGAAGGCAAUGAGCUGGAUUUCUUUCUCCCAUAUUGGGUCUCAUGUUCUUCCUUUCUCUGCCUUUUGGUUUGGGGCUUCCAGUUCAUUGGCAAAAUAGCUCUCUCUAGAUGCUUUUCUUUCAAGCUGGAGCCUGGCUUUUCCCCAGAAUACAUUUACCUCCACAAAGAGUUCCUUGUAUAAUGUCCCCAUCUGGUAUUAAGUGCACUUUAAAGAAAGGGCCAGGGCAGAUUUUCCAGGGGUGGUGGAGCCCAAGGGCUUGACCCCAGCCAUUCUCAGCCCUGCACCCCCUCUCUUAUAGUUGAGUGGACUGUUGCUUUAGUUCCACAUGGCCCUUUCCUUCCACUUGGUGCUAAGGUGGUUUUCCAGGUAAAUGCACUGAUGAAGAUCACUAGCCAGUUCAAACCAAGAAUUCCAGUGCCCAGAUACCAGUUUUAUUUAGCACAAAAGACCUGGAUCUGGCUGGGUAUGGUGGUGCACACUUGUAAUCCCAGCACUUGGGAGACUGAGGCAAGAGGGUUGCAAGUUCGAGGCCAGCCUGGACUACAUAGUGAGUCCAGGGCCAGCCUACAUAGCGAGACCCUGUCUCAAAAAAUAAAUAAAUAAAUAAAUAAAUAAAUAAAUAAAUGAAUGAAUGAAUGAAAAGACCUGGAUCCUCCAACAGCAGGGCAGUUCAUCCAUCACCUGACUUCCUCUAAGUUAGGAAAGCAAGCUCAGUCUGAGUGCAGCUGGCAAAUGCUGGACAUCAUACCCUGUGAUGCCUCCCAGUGAAAAAGCCCUACUUUCUUUACCUGUUGAGUCCUUUUUGGAAGUUAAGGAGAAAAAACAAGGGAAAAAUACCAGAGGGGUGUGGAAUAAAUCCAAAGUAGUAAUUUUCAAAUACUUAAAAUAAAUAUUAUAUAGAGUCCUGAUAUAAAAUAUAACAUUGUAGACCUGGGUAGUUUGCAUUUUCUUUUUCUGGUGGAAUAUGCUUCAUUAGUUAAGGAUCCUGUGAAGAGUCCAAAGACACCUUGAGGGUUCUACAGAAUAGUUUGACAAUCACUGCUCUGAGGAAGGAGGUCCAGUCUGGCUGUCCUACAUCGGCAACUCACAGGAUAGAGGAUUGGGGUGGUACAGAUGAACCGUGCUCAGACCCAUUGGCGAAUAAGGAAGACACCAG
Heterocephalus glaber (naked mole-rat) is the source of this 5640-nucleotide messenger RNA. It is a transcript of the gene Kif5a, whose product is annotated as kinesin family member 5A. Gene Ontology annotation, molecular function: ATP binding; microtubule binding; microtubule motor activity. Gene Ontology annotation, biological process: microtubule-based movement. Lineage: Eukaryota; Metazoa; Chordata; Mammalia; Rodentia; Bathyergidae. The record is from RefSeq and is a predicted model, not a curated record.